UCUGCGUCUGCUGCGAGGACCUCCAACACACACACACCCGUAUGAACUUAUGGAGAACUCUUACGUCCUGCUCCUGUGGAUCGGCUCUCUUCUGCCAGGGCCCCAGACCUGCUUUAACAUCGACACACGACACGCAAAAAUCAUCCAGGGGUCAAAAGAGGCACAGUUUGGAUACACAGUUCAACAGCACGAGGCCGGAGGACGGAAAUGGCUGUUAGUUGGUGCUCCCUUUGAAAAGAGUGGUAAACAGCAGACGGGUGAUGUCUACAGAUGUCCAAUAGUCAACAAACCUGUGACCAACUGCACACGGCUGCAUCUAGGAAAGAUUUCCCUGAAUAAUGUGUCUGAGCGCAAAGACAGAAUGAGGUUAGGAAUGACUCUCACCUCAAACCCCAGAGACAACAGCUUUGUGGCGUGUGGACCGCUGUGGUCACAUGAGUGUGGAAGUUCAUACUACAGCCCGGGCGUCUGCUCGAGGGUCAACAGCACGUUUAAAUUCACCCACACCAUUGCUCCGGCCUUUCAAAGAUGUGAGACUUACAUGGACAUAGUCAUUGUGGUAGACGGAUCAAACUCCAUCUACCCCUGGUACGAGGUGCAAGAUUUCCUCAUCAACGUCCUACAGAAGUUUUACAUCGGACCAGGACAAAUCCAGGUGGGAAUAGUUCAAUACGGAGAGCGAGUUGUCCACGAGUUUCGUCUGAGUGAUUUCCGUACGGUAGGUGAGGUGGUAGCCGCUGCCAAAAACAUCGAGCAGCGAGGUGGAGAGGAAACCCGCACGGCUCUGGGGAUCAAUGUGGCACGAACUCAAGCGUUCAAACACGGAGGUCGUCCGGAUGCUAAGAAGGUCAUAAUCGUGAUCACAGAUGGGGAGUCGCACGACAGCGCAGACUUGAAGAACGCCGUUGAGGAAAGCGAGAAGGACAACAUCACGUUGUAUGGGAUCGCUGUUCUUGGCUACUACAACCGGCGAGGCAUCAAUCCCGAGGCCUUUCUAAGGGAAAUCAAGUCCAUCGCCACGGACCCCGAAGAACAUUUCUUCAGCGUGACGGAUGAAUCUGCAUUGAAGGAUAUCGUCGAUGCUCUGGGAGAGAAAAUCUUCAGUUUGGAGGGCACCAUCCAGAACGAGACGGCCUUUGGCUUGCAGAUGUCUCAGGCCGGCUUCUCCUCUCAUAUCGUGGAGGACGGGAUUCUGCUUGGUGCCGUUGGAGCGUACGACUGGAACGGAGCGGUUCUCAAGGAGACCCGUCACGGUAAAGUCAUCCCACCCAAAUCCUCUUAUCUGAAAGAGUUUCCAGAGGAACUGAAGAACCACGCAGCUUAUCUGGGGUACACGGUUUCCUCGGUGGUCUCGGCUCAACACGGUCAGCUGUACGUUGCUGGAGCUCCUCGAUUCAACCACACGGGGAAAGUGAUCAUCUUCACCCUGACCAACAGCGGAAACCUCACCAUUCUUCACUCUCUACACGGACAACAGAUCGGGUCGUAUUAUGGUAGCGAGUUGGCAGCUGUCGACCUGGACGACGACGGAGUGACGGAUCUCCUCCUGGUCAGCGCUCCCAUGUUCUUCCACAGAGGCUGGGAGACGGGACGCGUUUACAUCUACACCAUCAUGGCAGAGGGACAUUUUAUAGAAGAUGGAGCUCUUGGACCAUCAGAACAGACUCUUGAUUCUCGGUUUGGCGCAGCCAUGUCGGCUCUUCCGGAUCUGAACGGCGAUGGCUUCAGAGAGCUGGUGGUGGGAGCGCCGCUGGAGGAAAACCACAAGGGGGCGAUCUAUGUAUUCUACGGCCGGCAAAACGGCAUCCACCCCAAACACAAACAGAGGAUAUCAGGCAGUGAAAUCUCCUCUGGUCUGCUGUAUUUUGGCCGCAGCGUUCACGGGGCGAUGGACUUGAACAAAGAUGGACUCGUAGAUCUCUCCGUGGGCUCCUUGGGGGCCGCAGUUCUGCUUUGGUCUCGUAGUGUUGUGCGUGUGGGGAUCAGAGUGAUCUUUGAACCCUCGAAGGUGAACGUGUUUAAUAAAGACUGCGUCAGAGCCGGACGUGAAGUGUCGUGUAUGUUGGCCACAGUUUGUUUGAACGUCACAGCGCAGACGCCGAUGUCUGGUCCAAAAACAGUAGCGCUGAGGUACAGCUGUAGGUUUGAGGAGAACAGAUAUUUCCCCCGAGCCGUGUUUGACAGCACAGACCUCCAGCAGCCCACAGACAUCAUCAUUCAUCCUGAUACAGAAUACUGCCAGCGACUCUUCUUUCACGUACAUGAAGUGACAGAUUUCACACAGCCGAUCAUCUUCACUGUGAAUGUUGGACUACAGAACCUGGAGGAGGGUCCUGUGCUGGAUGAUGGAUGGCCCACCAGUCUGAUGUCAGAGCUUCCAUUCUGGAAUGGUUGUGAUGAUGAUGAUCAUUGUUUUCCAAACCUCGUCCUGCAGAGCAGCUCUGACUUAUUAGAUCGCAGGCAGUUCUGUGGGCGUCAGGAGAGAUUGGGGUGGCCCCUGUGUGCCCUUCAGAGGGUGAGGAUGAGCAGUGAGCGGGUGAUAGAAGCCAACAGGAGGAAAGUUCUGGUAGAUGCUCAUUUGGAGAACAGAGGAGAGAACGCAUACAACACCAUCCUGCACGUGACACACUCUCCAAACCUGCUCUUCUCCAGUCUGGUGGUGAAGGGACCUUCAGACGUUGCGAUUGAUUGUCCGAACUUUGAAGAUCCAAAUGUUCACAGGACCUGUAACAUCAGCGCUCCCUUCAUGAAGUCAAACGCUCAGGUCCAUUUUCACCUUGAGUUUGAGUUUAGCAGGACUGUCUUCUUAAACUAUGUCCAGAUCACCCUGAGGGUCUCCAGUGAAAGUGAAGAGAUCUCUCCAGAGGACAACAUCAAUGACAUCUAUCACACCCUCAAAUAUGAAGCAGACGUUCUCUUCACACGAGAUUCCAGUCCGUCCCGUUUCGAGAUCAAACCUGAUGUCGUGCAGAGUUUCCCCAUCGGUACAGGACCAGGAUUCAAUCUCUCCUAUCAGAUCCAGAAUCUGGGUCUGUUUCCCAUAUCAGAUCUUCUCUUCACGCUGAGCGUCUUCGCUGUGAUUAGAAAUGCUGAUUCUCUCCUGCACAUAUCAGACCUGGAUAUCGAUCAGACGUCUGGCUCUCACUGUAAUGUUCCACGUGUCAUCACCGCCGGUUCAUCACUUCACGAGGACCUCUCCAUCAACCCGAACUCGUCCGUCAGCGACGCAUUAUUUGCGCAGUGCAGAAUCAACCUGCUUCCUCAGAGAGACGUGAGCGUCACCGCAGCGGGAUUCCUCGACAUCCACACGCUCUAUGCCGUGAAUUUUAAAAAGCUGGAGCUGGUGAUGACGGCCGCAGUGGAGCUGAGCUCCUCCAGUCCGAUGUUUCUUCACGAGGAACGGCCGGCGAGACAUAUAAUCCUGGAGAUCAGAAAAGAGGAAGAAAGCAGAAUACCCAUCUGGGUGAUCGUCGGAAGCACUCUGGGUGGAAUACAGCUUCUCGCCCUGCUGGUCCUGGCUCUCUGGAAGCUUGGAUUCUUUAACAGGCAGAAGAAAAAGAAGAACGAGCAGUCGACCGACGAGAAGAGCGCUGAGGAUGGGUAGUUCCACGGCAACCGCAUCACAACCUCCUCUAUAGCCAAUCACUCAGGGACUCCCUACGCACUGCCACGCCCCCUCACUCUGACAUGGAACCAAUCAGAACGCCUCGUGCUGCUCCGAUAUUGCACACAGAUGUGAAAAUGCUUUCAUGAGGCUCAAACUGUGACUUUUCUGAGAAAAGAACAGAAAUAGACGUCAACAACGAAAGACAAUUGAAAACACAGGAGUGACAAACUGAGAAAUCCACCUCGGCGAGAAUUUAACGUCUCGUCUGUUUAGUGACGAUUGAAAUGUUUGCGUGUUGUGACUGUAAUCGUCACUUUUUUUGCUACGGCGUAAAUUCAAGCGGAGUUUGCACAGUGUCAACAGUUUCAACUUGAAAUCUGUACAUAUGAAAAAAGCUUUAUUAAAAUUCAGCAAUAUAUUGUAACACAAUAAAAGAUAUUUAACCGUUAGAUUAUUAUGCACCACGAACUUGCGCACGCAAAAGACACGAAAUGUGAAUCACCCCUUAUUCAACUUUUUCCCACUCUUUAAACAUCUGUUUAAGAUAAAAUGUGUGAAAUAUGCUUUUAUAUCCAGGCAUCAUUAUUUAUGUACAGUUCAUGGGCAAGAAACAGUUUUUAGGUCUGUCAUCAUUUAUUUACCGCCAUGUCAUUGCAAACAUGAACGAGUUUCUUUCUUCUGCAGAACACAAAAGAAGAUAUUUUGAAGAACGGUGGUUACCAAUCGACAUUAAACUCCAUAGACUUCAACUGUAUGAACACAAAACCACGGAGACAUUUCUCAAAAUAUCUUCUUUUGUGUUUCGUAAGAGAAGAGUCCUUUACAGGUUUACAACCACAUGAGGGUUAAUAAAUGAUGACAGGACUUUUUUAUUGUGUGAAAUGUGUGAAAAUUUAAAGAACAAAUAACAUGGAAAUGACCUUCUGUCUGACAUUGUUCACAAUUCACAUUCAUUCAUGUAUAUUUUAUAGCCUCGAUUAGCCUGAGAAUGAACACUGCUUAUACACCAUUUGAAAGAUUUUAGGUUUUAGAUGAAGUUUGUCCCACUGCAGGAUCUGAACAGGUCUCCACAAACCUUCUCCUCAGACUAAAACUUUACGGUACACAGCAGUAAUUUCACUGUGACUUUCACUCUUUCACUCACUUUAUUUCCUCUUUUGCAACGUUUUUUUGUAUAUAAAGAUUAUAGAACAACGAAAUGUUCAUUGUGCACAUUAUUGUGUAAGAGCAGAAUAUUGUAUGAUUACACUUGUGAAACCAUAUAAACUUGUAUAUUAAUAUUUAUAUAAACUGCAUAAGAGAUCUGAGUCUGAAUUAAAAAAGUGUUUUAUUAUUAUAACUGUGGAAUCACUGAAUUUGCCGUUUAAAAGGUGAAAUAUUUGCUUUUUAAUUCAAACCUGAAUAGGAAUUGAGAGACGCUUGAUGCUUAUUUGACAUCUUUACAAGAUACCAGAUACUCUAGAAAAUAAUUAAUAUUUUGGUCGAUACAAAACUUAAUUAGUUCCUGUGUUAUUUUAUAGUUUUAUCAAGUUUAUAUAUCUUCCGAAAUGCAGAAAACUGUCCUACUGAA
Molecule: messenger RNA, 5177 nt
Organism: Triplophysa dalaica
Lineage: Eukaryota; Metazoa; Chordata; Actinopteri; Cypriniformes; Nemacheilidae
Gene: itga11b
Product: integrin, alpha 11b
Exons: 30
Coding region: 50-3604 (1184 amino acids)
Biological process (GO): integrin-mediated signaling pathway; cell-matrix adhesion; cell adhesion mediated by integrin
Cellular component (GO): external side of plasma membrane; integrin complex
Molecular function (GO): integrin binding
Source: RefSeq, a predicted model, not a curated record